This is a messenger RNA of Centropristis striata (black sea bass), 5546 nucleotides long. RefSeq names its product solute carrier family 40 member 1 (gene slc40a1). Gene Ontology annotation, biological process: iron ion transmembrane transport. The coding region runs from base 423 to 2108 and encodes 561 amino acids. Gene Ontology annotation, cellular component: basolateral plasma membrane. NCBI's taxonomy places the organism in Eukaryota, Metazoa, Chordata, Actinopteri, Perciformes, Serranidae. Gene Ontology annotation, molecular function: peptide hormone binding; iron ion transmembrane transporter activity. The transcript has 8 exons. The record is from RefSeq and is a predicted model, not a curated record.
CAGAUAAUGAUCCAGCGCUUUUCCCUCUGCGGUGGGAGGCCGCCGGGGUCACGUGACAGCGUGACAGCGACUAUAUUGGGGGCUGGACGUAAACAGAGCAGCACAAGCUGCAAGCCAUCCACCGGAGAGGCGCUCACACAGCUCCAGGCUUUGUUUUCCUGCCGCUAACAGCCUUUUAGGCGAAAAAAAUAUCUCUUUCCGACUUCAGCUACAGUGAUAGCUAAGUUUGGAGAGGAGAAAGGGAGAUAAAACGUGUCCUUUUUUUGCUUUGUUUAGCGACAAUUAGGUGCAGUAAGCGGUAGCCGGAUAGACCACAACAACAUUACAAAAGAAGAGACCACCGCGUAAAGCAGAAAAAGCAACAAUUACGCAUUUUUAGCAUUUUUACGCACGUUAUUUUUUGCCAUUUGGACAGCUUUAACAUGGAUAAUUCUGCACCUAAGAAGACAUGCUGUGAAUCGGUCCGAGAAUUCUUCACUUCCGCUAAAUUCCUUAUUUACAUGGGCCAUGCUCUGUCAACAUGGGGUGACCGAAUGUGGAACUUCGCGGUGGCGGUGUUCCUGGUGGAGCUGUACGGGAACAGCCUGCUGCUCACAGCCGUGUACGGCCUGGUGGUGGCCGGCUCCGUGCUGCUGCUGGGGGCCAUCAUUGGGGACUGGGUGGACAAAAACCCCAGACUCAAAGUGGCCCAGACUUCGCUGCUCGUCCAGAACAGUUGCGUCAUCGUGUGUGGGGUCCUCCUCAUGGUUGUUUUCCACACCAAAGAACAGCUUGUGGAGCUUUACAAUGGAUGGAUUCUGACGACCUGCUAUAUUCUGGUGAUCACCAUCGCCAACAUCGCCAACCUGGCCAGCACGGCCACCUCCAUCACCAUCCAGAGGGACUGGGUGGUGGUGGUGGCAGGUCAGGACAGCAGCAAGUUGGCAGACAUGAAUGCCACAGUGCGGAUUAUCGACCAGCUGACCAACAUCCUGGCUCCCAUGCUGGUAGGCCAGAUUAUGGCCUUUGGCUCCCAUUUCAUCGGCUGCGGCUUCAUCUCUGGCUGGAACCUUUGCUCCAUGUGCCUGGAGUACGCGCUGCUGUGGAAGGUCUACCAGAAGACGCCGGCGUUGGCCAUGAAAGCCGGUCAGAAGGAGCAGCAGCAGGAGCUCAAACAGCUCAGCAGCCCGAAAGAGCUGGAGAACGGCCAGAGUCCUGAGGAGUCGUCCCAGCCGCUGAUGAACGAAGCUUCAGCCGUGGCCGAGGCCGACUCUCCCAAGAAGCACGGCUGCUGCUACCAGGUGGCCGAGCCCGUGCGAACCUUCAAGGCGGGCUGGGUGGCCUACUACAACCAAAACAUCUUCUUCGCCGGCAUGUCCCUGGCGUUCCUCUACAUGACGGUGCUGGGCUUCGACUGCAUCACCACGGGCUACGCCUACACGCAGGGCCUCAACGGCUCCGUGCUCAGCCUGCUGAUGGGCGCCUCGGCCGUGUCGGGCAUCUGCGGCACCGUCGCCUUCACGUGGGUCCGCAAGAAGUGCGGCCUGAUCCGCACGGGCUUCAUUUCAGGCGUGGCCCAGCUGUCCUGCCUCCUCCUGUGUGUCAUCUCCGUCUUCGCUCCCGGGAGCCCCUUCGACCUCAGCGUCUCGCCCUUCCAGGACCUGUACACCCACCUGGUCGGAGAGACGCCGCUCACACACGUUGUCACAGGUGGUAACACCACUACUGCUGCACCAGCCGAAGAGCUGUCCCCCCUGCAGUCCUACAUGUCUGUCAGUCUGCUGUUUGCUGGCGUCAUUGCUGCUAGAGUUGGCCUGUGGUCCUUCGACCUGACAGUGACCCAGCUCAUCCAGGAGAAUGUGAUCGAGUCGGAGCGAGGUGUGAUCAACGGCGUCCAGAACUCCAUGAAUUACCUCUUAGACCUGCUGCACUUCAUCAUGGUGAUUCUGGCUCCCAACCCAGAGGCUUUCGGCCUGCUGGUCAUCAUCUCAGUGUCCUUCGUGGCCAUGGGUCACAUCAUGUACUUUGCGUUUGCCUUCAAGAACCUGGGCAACCGUCUGUUCCUGUGCUGCUCUCCGGAGCAGAAGGUGGAGACGGUGGACAGCCCUUCACUUCCAACCACCGUCUAACCCCGUUAAAGAGACUUUGUCCUGGGUACAUAUUGCUCAAGCCUUACCCUACCCCUGCAUCCUAUCUAACUAACAUCUUUGCUUGUAGCUAGCAGAAUGCUAACCAGAGAAGGGUCGCUUAACAUGCUAUGCAUACUGUAGCUAUGAAUACAGCAUUAAUCAUUAGAAGAAGGAGGUGAGUAGGAAAACUAAUCUACAGUGAAACUUUAGGCAAGGCACGGUUUCUUGAACUGUUUCAGUCUGGGAGUCAGAAGCUCUCAUCUUGUGGGUCUUUGCCCCCUUGAUACAUACAUGUACUGUCAUACAAAGAGCCAUCUUCUACUUCUGGGCUUGUGACCCCCCAAUGUGGGUCCCGGUAAAGAAAUCAGGGGACUGUAAAAUAUUCUCCUCCUCACUGCCCGGAUCUAGCUGUAAAAGAUUUUUUUAAAGGUGCUUCAGCUACAACAAGGGUAACAUGAGGGAGAAAUCUUGCAGGGAAGCAGGCACUGAGGCUCCGAUUAAAGGGGGACAGCGGUCUGAGACCCGGGGCUGGGUCAGAAAUGAGUCAGUACCAAGUAGAACUGAAACGUGUCCAGUCAAACAAUACCUGCAUUUGAUACUAGAGGUGGGGAAAAAAUCGAUACAGCGUAGUAUUGCGAUAUUUGGCAAUAUUAUAUCGAUUCAUGGCCGCCAAGUAUUGAUAUUUAACACUCUGACUGGCCAGUAUUUUUGCUGUAGCGGGCUCAUUUUUAUGAAUAUGGAGAUUCUGGGGAUUCACACCUCUAGUACCAAGUAGUACUGAAACUUCUCCAGUCAAACAAUGCAUUCAAUAUUUUUUGUACCCAGAUCUAAACAAAAAGACGGUGCGGUGGAGUCGAGCGCAGUGUGAUUGACGGAGUUGACUGUAAUGUAUUAGUAUCAUUCAGCAGGGGCGGAGUAAUACUGCUGUUAGUACUGGUAUCAUGUUUAAAUCAUACCCAGCCCUACGAAGACCCCAAAAGAGAGAGAAACCGUCCCCCAUUCUUGCCUCUCAGUGACUUCAUUGGUGCUGUAGCUGUGUCUGCUCACUGUUCUCUGAUAGCUUUUACAUUAACAUGUAUGACGAGCAGGUUGUGGAUGUCUCCCUCCAGAGUAGAGGGAGCUGCUUUGUUAUUUAACCAAACACAAAACUGGGAUCUAGUCUCUUUAAUACAUAGAUUAUAUGCAGUUAACUGUAUUUAUUCAGUACAAAAUGCAGACGGUGGUUUUUUUAUAUAUAUUAAUAACAAUCGUAUCAUCAGUAUUGUGUCUCGCGGUUGUGCCAUAAGAAAGACAUGAGAACUCCUAUGCACCCUUGUCAAUAGAAACUCUCAGUUACCAAAGCCAAAGUCCAUAUGUGGCAUAAAAGGAAGUGAGGGAAACCAGAUAUCUGUCUGAAGCAUUCCAAAUAUAUAUUUUUACACCAGGUGACAGUAGUCGUGUAGGUUCAGUAAUAUGUCUAACCUGCUCUGAGAUUGUAGUUAAAUUUCUGAUAGUUUACAUUAAUAGUGUCUCUUUUUUGUCACCUUAUGAUUUUUAUGUUAAUUUUUCAAUCAUGAUUGUUGUUACACAGGCACUUUAAGUGAUUGACGUCUGUCAUUUACACCUAAUGCGUGAUCAGGCAUUUGAUCAAUAUUUUUUGCACAAGACUGAAGUCCUGACUCCCCCGUAAACCACUGCACAAGGUUAUAUUGAUCCGGUCUCUCCCCCAGCAUGUUCAGGUGCUGUGGUUGGAGACAUAAAAGGCACAUAGAAGAACACUCAUGAGGAGAAACUCUACCAGCUCCUGUGAAAAAAGUCUGGAGUUUACCUUAGCUACCCCUCUGUUUCCUGAAAAGUUAGCCAGGAAGCUAAGUCAGCAAAAACCUUCGCUGAUCUCAGUUUACAUCAGCAGACUGCCAACAGACUCUGGACCAGGACUGAGUCUGUGUGAGUUCUUAUUGCUGUAAGCUUCAAAACAGGUGGACACAUUUUACUCAAGUCAAACAGUUAGGCAGUUCUAGUGUAGAACUGUAUCUUCAUAGUAUCGCAUGAAAGUUUUUGGCUUUUUUUGCAUGAUACUUUUCCUGUGAAGUGAUUUUUCCAAGUAAAGAGCAUUUGGAAAGUAGAUUUGCUAUAAUGUAAGGCUUUUUCUAAACGGUGGAUUUGAUUGAUUUGGAUUUUCUUUAUUUGUAUGUCAUGUAAAGCCUCCAAUGUGUUGUUUCAACAAUAGCUUAAAAAAUGACCCAUAUUUACGUUUGGACAUUUUAAAAACGACAAGUAUUUAGUUAAGAGAUUGUGUUGAUCUGCAAAAAUUUUGGAUACGCUCCUGUCGGUCAUAUUUGAGGGUAGCAGGAACAUAUGAGGUGUGGUUGGAUUGUUUGGAGGACUUUUAAUUUCAGUACAAAAUUACAGACAGAUUUACAUCAGCAAAUGUUCUGCCUACUCUCCCAGGCUUGGCACAUAAAAUCUGUUUCCCUCUGGAAACACAGCAACCAAAGUCUGUGGAUACAAUUAUAGGAUAAUGAUAACAUAGUGAAACAAACAUGCACAAAAAUGCUUACGAAUUUUGAUAUGAUCUCACUUUAAAGUUUUACCCAAAUACAGUAACAAGUGAAGCCGUAGCGUGUUCCUUUCCACCUCUGACCUUUUAGUCGUUCCUCUUGCCUUUUUCUAAAUUAGCCUUGACCGCUGUUAAUCGCACACAUGUGGCUAGAACAAGACUAGCCGCAGCCUAAACCAUGAAGAGUCGAGCCAGUCUAGGGGAGAUUUUGGUGAAGUGGGAGAGAAAAAUAUUUAGGUUGGAACCAGAGGUUGCCACACCAGAUGUAGGAGAACAGAAGACGGCUUGUUAGCUGCACAUGCUGAGUCAGGGUUUCUGCAGGUGUGCAGACUCACUGGGACUGGGGCUACAUAUUCAUGUGUCACCCAGAUUUAAUGUAAUCAGUCUGAGCGUGGGCGGAAAAAAGCUCGGUCUGCUGAUUCAGGAAUAUCUCACAUGGCCAUAACUCUAUAUUUUGUUGUUAAUAACUUCAGUGGUCAGUCAAUACUUAAAUAUACCAUGGGAAAAAACUAAAAAAAUAUAUAUAUUGUAUAUACUGUUUUCAUGCUAUUUGUCUGGAAAUGCUGAUUUUUUUUUAACGUUUUUUUUAUACACCUAGUGUUAACAUGUUGUGUCAAAUUGAAGUUUCUUAAAGAUUUUUUGAAAUUUGUGUAUAAAGCAAUUACUGCCUUUCAUUUCUGUAUCAUACUGCUUUAAUUUGACAAUAUACAUAUUCCUCUCUGUAUAUAUCUAUCUAUAUAUAUAUAUAUAUCUAUAUCAGUGUUAUUGUAGUUCAAUAUACAAAAGCAUUCAAUCAUAAAGAAAUCAUUUUUAUGUAAUUAUCGCACUCCACUGAAUACAAGGAUAUUGCUACUGCUUGUAUUACAUGAUGUCUCCUAAAUAAAGAAACUUUCACAAUU